Molecule: messenger RNA, 1106 nt
Organism: Ailuropoda melanoleuca (giant panda)
Lineage: Eukaryota; Metazoa; Chordata; Mammalia; Carnivora; Ursidae
Gene: GALR1
Product: galanin receptor 1
Exons: 3
Coding region: 1-1050 (349 amino acids)
Biological process (GO): negative regulation of adenylate cyclase activity; G protein-coupled receptor signaling pathway; positive regulation of cytosolic calcium ion concentration
Cellular component (GO): plasma membrane
Molecular function (GO): galanin receptor activity
Source: RefSeq, a predicted model, not a curated record
AUGGAGCUGGCAGCGGGGAACCUGAGCGAGGGGAACGGGAGCGGGCCCGAGCCCCCCGCCCCAGAGCCCAGGCCUCUCUUCGGCAUCGGCGUCGAGAACUUCAUCACUCUGGCGCUGUUCGGCCUGAUCUUCGCGUUCGGCGUGCUGGGCAACAGCCUGGUGAUCACGGUGCUGGCGCGCAGCAAGCCCGGCAAGCGGCGCAGCACCACCAGCCUGUUCAUCCUCAACCUGAGCAUCGCCGACCUGGCCUACCUGCUUUUCUGCGUCCCCUUCCAGGCCACGGUGUACGCGCUGCCCACCUGGGUGCUGGGCGCCUUCAUCUGCAGGUUCACCCACUAUUUCUUCACUGUCUCCAUGCUGGUCAGCAUCUUCACCCUGGCCGCCAUGUCGGUGGACCGCUACGUGGCCAUAGUGCACUCGCGGCGCUCCUCCUCCCUGCGGGUGUCCCGCAACGCGCUGCUGGGCGUGGGCUGCAUCUGGGCACUGUCCAUGGCCAUGGCCUCGCCCGUGGCCUACCACCACCGCCUCUUCCACUGGGAAGUCAGAAACCAGACCUUCUGCUGGGAGCAGUGGCCCAACCAGGGCCAUAAGAAGGCCUAUGUGGUGUGCACCUUCGUCUUCGGCUACCUGCUGCCUCUUCUGCUCAUUUCCUUCUGCUAUGCCAAGGUCCUGAACCAUUUGCAUAAAAAGUUGAGGAACAUGUCGAAGAAGUCGGAAGCAUCGAAGAAAAAGACCGCGCAGACGGUUCUGGUGGUGGUCGUGGUUUUUGGGAUAUCCUGGCUGCCGCACCACGUCAUCAAUCUCUGGGCUGAGUUUGGGGUUUUCCCGCUGACCCCCGCCUCCUUCCUCUUCCGAAUCGCAGCCCACUGCCUGGCCUACAGCAAUUCCUCGGUGAAUCCCAUCAUAUACGCUUUCCUCUCAGAGAACUUUAGGAAGGCCUACAAGCAGGUGUUCAAGUGCCGCUUUCGCAACACAGCGUCUCUUCACGACGCGAAAGAAAACAGAAGUCGAGCCGACACCCCGCCGUCCACCAACUGCACUCAUGUGUGAGCAGCCUGUCCGCGCGGUCAGCGCUCGCCUGUGCGGUUUCCGUCCAUGUGGACCCG